Molecule: messenger RNA, 1801 nt
Organism: Colletotrichum navitas
Lineage: Eukaryota; Fungi; Ascomycota; Sordariomycetes; Glomerellales; Glomerellaceae
Exons: 1
Coding region: 189-1628 (479 amino acids)
Source: RefSeq, a predicted model, not a curated record
CCAAACAACAAGCCCUCUUUCCUUAUAGGAACGUACAUGCAUCCUCUCGACAGCUCAACCAUGCCUUGCAUAUUGAUAGCUCCCUCCAGGUGUGUGAUUAGUGAAUAAAAUAUAAAAAGCCUCUGUCUGAAGCGGAGGGUUGCCAUCAUCUUGUGGAACCUUCCACAUAGCUCGGCCACAGCUCCGAGAUGCGAACUCUAACUAUAGUGUGGUACCUGGGUAUUACUUUCUGUCCAUCCUUCUUUUUCCUCCUCUGCCUUGCUUCCCCAUCACUAGACUCCUUUAUUGGACAGGUUGCGGGACAAUCAAGAAACGACAACGUGAGUGGACAUGUGCUCAACUGCCUCUUUAAUGGUCCGGAGCAUCCUCUGAUUCACGCAGAAGGGACAGCGCAAGGGCCGCUCGUUGACGGAGACCGGAUCGUCGUUCCUAAUGGGCGUGAGAUUCAGCUCAGGAGUCGAGGGGAUGAACCGCGAGGCCGUAGAUGUGGCCCUCUGGACGGCGGGUGUCGCGAGGGCGGCAGCCGCCGUGCCCUGCGCGCGCUCACGCUGUUCCCGCUCCUCCCUUGCCGCCGCCGCUGUAACCUCGGCCUCGGCCUCCUCCUGCUGCAGCUGGCGCAGCGCGUUCUGAAGCGCAAUGUCUGGGUCCUCGUCGCCAUACAUGGGGGUGUCGUUGCCCGGGGGCGGGACCAUGCUCGUAUCGGCGCUGUGCUGGUCGGGUGUGUGUACCGUUGCAGAGGGAGAGAUCGGGUUCGCGGAAGCGGUGCCGCCAUGGCCACCAGGGCCGCCGCUCAAGCGGCGCAGGACCUCGUCGCGCACGAGAGCGCAGACCUGAAGACUCGUCUCGACGCCAAUGGAGCGGAGGAUGGCCUCGCGGAUGGCGGCGGGGCUGGUAUCGGCGGAAAGGGCCAUCAGACGCGGGACGCAGUCGGCGAGGUAGCCAAUGUCCUCGGCCGGAUUGAUGCCGCCGUCACCAUGGCGGCGCUGACGCCGGAUGAGCAGGCCAUAGCGCUUCUUGAAGCGGUGGAUCCAGCCGGGGGAGAACUCGGGGGGCGUCUCUUCCUUGUAGCGGGGCAGGGCGGUGAAGAUGGCUUUGGCCUUCUCGCCGAGCUCUUCGUUGGUCGGAUGGCGGCCGGUAGCCUGGACCUGCUGGUACCAGCGCAGGACGAGCUUUUCGACGUCAGGCCAGUUGCCAAAGCGCAGGCGCGAGCCGCUCAGCUGGGGGUUGUCGCCAUCGAGGCGGGAGUACUUUGGACUCAGGGAGUGGGAGACCGUGGACUGGGAGAUGUGCUGGCCAUACUGAUUGUAGAACCAGUCGAUGCAGGCCUUGUGGCUCGGGCGGAUGGUCUGCGCGUUGGCCCAACGGCGCAAGGCGCGGCGCUGGUCGAGAGAGAGGGAGGAGCGUUCCUUCGGGGUGGAGAUGGGGUUCUCGGUGCCGUCGGGACCGGGGCCGCCGGGGAGGACGUCGGGCUGCGGCGGGUGGUGGAGUUCGUGGGCGGUGUCGUGGUGUGCGUCCUGUGUGUGAUCGUGGUCCGACAUUUCGAUUCGAGAGGAGGGGCCAGUUUCGCCGUGCGACCGAUUGCGUGUGCGCGAACGGGGGACCUGACUCCCCAAAAAGCCGGGUAUUGAGGUAUUGUGAAUAUGUGUAAGACGGGGGGUUCCUAUUCGGAUGGAGGGGUGGCGGUAUGGGGAGAGCAAGCUUUGGCGCGUGAUGCAAAAUCGGGUUUUCGGUUUUGAGGGGAAUCGUUGUAUCCGAAGCUGGGGGGGAGUAGCUUGGGUUAAGGAAGAAGAGGAAAGAAACA